Cherax quadricarinatus is the source of this 2328-nucleotide messenger RNA. RefSeq lists its product as uncharacterized. Lineage: Eukaryota; Metazoa; Arthropoda; Malacostraca; Decapoda; Parastacidae. The record is from RefSeq and is a predicted model, not a curated record.
GACCGGAAAGCCAGCGGAAGGCCUCGGCCAGAUGACCAACAACUACAACGUUACCUGUUAGCCUACCUAACAGGUGACGUAGCUUAACCUCUGUAACCUCCACGAAACUUCAAGGACAACGUUCCCUUCUUAGUGGCCAUCGAGGUGACUCGCUCACCGGCUGUUGGACUAGUUUUUGCCUGAUAUUCACGGCGAAAUCGGAAGGAAGAUGGAGUUCGCGAGCCCCCAAGCUGUGUAUGCUCCUACUCCUGACAUUCAUGGCAUUAUCAAUCUUCCUGUCGCCUCCACUUUCGACUACCUCACAAAUCUCUACGUUCUGGGAACAUUGCUGAUUGUGGUGAUAGCUAUGUACACGAAUCUCUUCUCGUGGGUGAGGCAGCGUCGGGACGAGAGGAAUCUUAAAGACUUCGGUCAGGUUGUGGAUGAUGUGAAGAAAGGUAUGUUCCGCCGGGUAAAGAAACUUCCGUGUAACUAUGAGGCUACUGCCAAACCCAAUGAGCAGGAGUUGGGAACUGAGCAGGCUGUAAGCAAUCGCCAGGAGUUUACCAGGACGGUGUUCGACUGCAGAGACUGGAUUCGUGCCCUCGGAAUGUUGGAGUUUCUGGUGGCGACUGGAGGGUUUUACGGGUGCCAGAACACUAUCCAGGCGCUGUGGCUUUCUUCGUCACAACCCAUCGUGCCAGAGGUGGUGAGGCAGGCCAUUACUUCUGUUGCAGAGAAGACUGAGGUGCUGCAGCUGUGUGUCAGAAGGCGAUGGUUCUGGCCCUGGUUCUGCCGGAGGACAUAUAUCAAAGUUCCCUUUAAAGUUGAGUAUGGGGACGUGAUGACGAUAUACUACAAGCUCUUGGGAACUUCUUACAACAUGUUUCAAGGGCCAUUAUGGAGGGCACGGCUAGUAUCCCUUCCGCAAACCAGUGUAACACGUUACGAAGCGGUCUUGAUGUUCACUGUCCACCAUUGCAUCACAGAUGCCUUCACAAACAUGAUCAUAUGCCGCGAGACGCUGCAGGUACUGAAUGCUGCCAUGACUGGACAUGUCUACGAGCCUCCUUUCCGUGCGUUCACUCCCUUUAUCUGCGACAACCUGACGACCAAAAGCGACUGGCUACCUGCACUUAAAUUUGCGUUAUACAAACUAUACAGUCCUACCCUUGGCAACUUUAAUAAAAACGUUUAUUUUCAUGGCACUAUUCCGCAACCAAAGGUCAAAACUGCUUCAACGAGUAUUUUAUAUCAAGAUUUGUCUGUUGGAGCUACACGGAACUUGCUAAAAUACUGUAAGGAGGAAGGUGUUACUGUACAUUCCUGCAUCAUGACUGCAGCUACCUUGGCAGUAUUCCAUUCGGCUCAACAGCUCUCAGAUGUCGAUCUUGAACCAGCCACGAUCAAAGUUAUGAACUGUGUAAAUAUGCGUCGCUACUAUCCCCGUGAGUAUCGGGAAGCGACUGGCUGUCAUAUCUCUGUAGAGGAGCAAGAACUCGUUAUUAAUGGUAGUGAUGGCAGUAGUAAAAUCAGCUUCUGGUCAUUGGCUAGACAGUCUCAUGCUAGCCUUCAGAAAAGCCUCCUUGUUGACAAAAACCCUAUCAGGAACUUGCUUGGCCUUUUGCCCUGUUCACUACUGAUUCCUGGUAAUUACUCGUUGACUCGUAAUGGCCGCAGGAAUCUAAACGACAGCCACAUGAUUACCACCAACAUGGGGGAUCUGCGUGACCUGCUACCAGCCCGAUAUGACCAUGGCCCAGUGGAAAUCACCAAACUUCUGCGCUGCGUGUCGGAUGAAUUGACAGGACACCCGUAUACCCUUAUCUUCCACACUUUCCGAGAUAGAUUAAAUGUGACACUUGAGUAUUACUCUAACAAGAUUGCUCACGAUGAUGCUGCACGGUACUUCUCCAUCCUUACCAACUUCAUAUCAGACCUAGCUGAACAUGGCUCUGUUAAUUUACCCAAUGAUCGCAAGGUCAAGACCAAAAAGAAUAAAUUAAUCUAGAUGUCUCGGAAAUCUGAAUGUGUGAAUUAAGUUUAUCCAUUCAUCAAAAGUUGAAGUCACGAAUCAGUAUUACCCCCAAAAGACACAAAACCCUUGCAUCGUUUGAUGUUUUCUCUUUGAUGUGAAUGUACCUGUGAUAUAUAUAUUUGUUGUACUUAAUAUUGAUUAUAUCGCUGAGCUGUGUAAUUCAUUCCUAUACUGUAUUGUUAGCCAGUGUGUAAUGGCUGUACAGACUGGCUGAGUUUAUAUAAGCAUUGAUUUCGAAGCAGCCUCGCUCUUGGUUUUAUUGCUUAUUGCAAUUACCUGUGUAAAACUAAAUGCUAACCAUCAUGGACUUU